AUGCUGGACGACGGUGCACAUUGCGAGGAUGACCGCCUUAGGAGGGCCCUCCGCAGCAGUGGCCUCGGUCACCACGCUCCCGUCGCCUCCUCCACUACGAUGAAGACCGCUACAGCCGAUGUUCCUCGCGCGCGGAGCGGCAGCGGGGCGGCGGAAGGCGGCGCGGCCGCGGAGGACUCAAUAGUCCUGGGUGCGGGAGAAGGAGGAGGAACCUACCAUUGGCUAACCAAAGGUGGACUGAACUCCGGCGUGGGUAGGCCCACCCGGCAUCACCGCGUGCCCGUGGGGCGCGAACGCAGGCCGUUGCAACGUUCUUCCGCGCUCGCCGGCAGAAGCGGCGCGCCUCCUCCGACCGGCCAGCAACCAACCGAGCCCCCUGCCCAGCAGAGCGCGGGUGACAGCAGUACGCCCUCUGCUGCAGACCUGAGCCCAGGCUAUUCCUUCCCAAGAAGCAGUUCAGCGGAUAGUAUGCUCGCGACGACCUCGUCGUUGGCGACGGGCCCAUCGGCAUCGUACACGUCGGCGGUGGCCAUGUCGCCGGCCACGAGGAAGCGCGGCGGCGGGAAGUCGUCGCGCGGCGGUCUCGGCAUUCGGAGGGGGGGAAGCAGCGGCGGCGGCGGCAGCAGCGGGGCAGGCUGUGAGGACGAGGAGGACGAGGAGGACGAGGAGGAGGAUAGGAGAAUAUCUUUCCGCGACGCUACCCUGGUUGCUUGGUUGAAUUCGGUUCUGUUUGCACAUGACGACGAGGGAAGCAGCACUACCAGCAGCCGCCGCGCUUCUCCUUCGGGGUCGCCCAACGCUCGCCAGCAGCAGCAGCACCUGCAGCAGCAACGUCCGCCGGGCCACAAGCGCCUGCGCUCCCUGUCCGAGCUGAAGCAGCACCAGCUGCUGGCCCUCUCCGUGCGGAAGAUCUCGGGCGCCGACAAAGACUGCGAUGCCGCCGCCGCCGCCGCCGCUUUAAGCAAGGGCGGCGGCGCCGCUGCCUCUCCGAAGUCGGCGAGUUCGGGCAGCGGUGAGCUCUUCCCCACGGAGAUGUCGAUCUCGACGGGGUCGAGCAGCGACUUCGAGGACAGUAGCGGCUUCGGCAGCGGCGACGCGGAGGCGGGGGUGGGGGGCGGCGGCGGCGGCGGCGGGAGCAGAGCUCGGGGGAGCCAUCCCGGGCAGGGCUUGCGGACGAGGGGGAAGUGGAAAAGAUCGGAUGGCGCCGCGGGUGGCAGGGUCGUCACGAAGAAUAGACCUCUCCGGAACAUGAUACGGCUGCUGCCGACCGGUCGCAAGUCGGGCACUUCGAGGGCGGGCGCGGCGAGGCGCAUCAAGCAAGACGUCGCUCUGCUGCUGUCUGGACGCUGCGCCAUGGACGGGGCUACCCCAAAGAUCCCGGGGCACAUGGCGGCAGAGGUGGACAAGGCGUGCGCCGGAGACGUGAAUGCGGUCCGAAACCUGCUGAGCAUGCUCAAGGACAACCAUUCCAUGCUGACGCUCGCCAGGGCCGAGAACGGCCAGGGGCUGCGCCGUGGGGCUUCUUCCUGUGAUCCGGCGCCGAGAUGCUCGACUACUGCCUCCGUAUCGCCGCCGGUGGGCGGCGGAAGAGAUUCGGCCGGGGCUUCCGCGUCCGCGGUACCGCCGAAACCGGUAAUUCCGGCGUGCUUUGCCCACACGGGCGGCACCGGUGCGCCACCCGCGGACGCCGCUACUUCGGCGAACGAUGUCGUUCCUCCCGAGAGGAGCCCCUCGGAGCCGCCGCCGCCGGCGACGGACGCAAUGGCACCCGCCGCCGAUCCGGCACCCGCAACGCCUGACCUUCCCUCGACGAGACCCGACGGGAUAGCAAGCAAGAGACGGAGCGUGGGCGGCGGCGGCCGAAUAUCGUCUUCGCGGCCGGCGUUGCCGCCGUCGUUCUUGGUGGCCCGCAAGGAAGGCGCAUCUUCCGACGAGGACCCUCCAGCCAUCGAAGGGGCGAAAGUGGUCGUCGCUGGCGGAGGCGGCGGCGUUGACGUCGGGGCGGCUCCCGCCGCUCGGGGGCGGCAUCACGCGGUGUCUAGGGCUCCGCGCUCCUGGAAGCCGGUGCCGUCGGCACGCGAGUCGUCGUCGCUGCCGCCGAAGGCCUCGCGCUCCUCUCUCUCCCGACUGGCGCCGGUCGAUGAGCCGUCGCAGCCGCCGACGCCUGUCGAACCGGCGCAGGCCGCUCGAGUUGCGAAGAUAUUGGCGUCCGACUCUAGAGGGUCGCCCCCGCCGGCGCCGGCGCCGCCGGCUGCAGCUGGUACAGCGGCAGAAGUGGCGUCACCGCCGCAAGCGGCACCCCUUGGGGGUCAGGCGCGCGGCGCCCCCUCUUCGUCACCCGGCAGCACGCCCGCAACUGAAGAUUGGGCGAAGGCGUUGGCGUGGAGAUCAUCCACCCCUACCCGCCUGGCGUCGAGGCAGCGGACCUUUGAGACGCCGCUGCGGGGCAACAAGUACGCCACCACGAGCUCGCCGCGGAGAGGUCGCGCCGUGUCGCUACAGGCGCCGGGGCUGCUGCAGACUCUUCCGCCCGAGAUAGCGAAGAAUAGCUCGAUGCCGGCGCUGCUUCCCUCCGUGCCGGUGAAGCCGCCGCCCCCGGUGGUGGUUACGUCGAUGUCGUCGUCUUCGCUUGCUCCUCCGUCCGUCACGCCGGCGGCGCCGGCUACCGCUGCUCGCCCUCCUUCUGCUGGCAUCGCUUCCGAUGCUUCCGCUCGUCGAUCCCAACUCGUCGCCGCCGAGGGUGCCGGCGGCCAUUCGACCGCCGCCGCUCCCCCGAAGGGCCGGGCACGACGCGGGAACAAGGGGAGGGCCAAGGGUGCACCGACGACGGCGGCGGCGGCGGCGGCUGCUGCUGCUGCUGCUGGUGGUGUAAUGGCGGAGGGGGCAACGACGACGGAGGAAGCUCCUGCUGUGACCGUCGCUGCCACAGCUGCACCGAGAGAAGUAGAGAAUGGGGCGGCCACAACUGUACCAAGAAAGCACGACAGGGCGGCAGCAUUAGUGGCGGCGGUAGUGGCGGCGAAGGCACGAGGCGGGGGGGUGGGGGUAUUGCCGCCGAAUCGUUCCGGCGAGCAGCCUCGGAACCAGCCGCCGCCAACGGCGGGCGGAUCUGCCGCUGCCCGGCGGACGACGGGUGGCGGGGGUUGCGCCAGAGAGGCUGCGGUCAAGCCCAGAGCGCCGUUUGCCACGGCCACCUCCACGGAAGUCGAGGCGGACGCCGGGCAGUCUUGCGCGGAGGUCGACGGGGCCGUCCACAAGAGCCGGUCGCUGCGGGCAGGGGGAGAAUCGGCGGGAGGUGCUUUGGCUCUGGCUACGGUUCGGGUGGGCGCGAGCGACCGCGAUCCGGCGGCGGCGGCGGCGGCGGCGUUUUCGGCUGCUGUGGUACCAUCGACUGAGGGUCAGGAGGAGGAAGGGGAGGCGUCAGAGGUGGAAGCCACAGCCGCACUCCCAGUCUCUUGGGGGAGUGAAAGACUGCUGAUACCGACGCAGCUGCCGCUGCUGCCGAGCGGUACCGUCAACGGCGGCGGUGCACGUGCCGACGGGAAUGCUCACGAGAGUCCCUCGGCUCCGGACGAGAGCCCGGAAGCGGCGGCGGCGCUGGCGCCUGCUGCUGCGGCAGCGGCGGUGCCAGUGGCAGCACCGGAAAACGCUCGCGGUGCUGCUGUCGGGCAAGACAGUAGUCGUCAAGGUCAAGCACUUGCACCGGCGGCGUUGGACACGGAGCAGGAGACCCUUCGCCGCACGGGGAAGCAGGAGGAGGGAGAGGCGGAGGAGUUGCUGAUGUGUGGCGGGUCGCCGGCGGAGGCGUUCGGCUCGCGGUGCCCAGCCGGCGUGUGCCUGGUGGUGGAGUUCCUGGGUAGCGUGGAGAGCGUGCCGACGGCGAUGCUGGUUUCUUCUUCGUGGAAGACGGCGGUCUUGUCCGACCAACAACGCCUGUACAAGGGGAUCGUGCGCCGGGCGGGGGUGACCCCUCUCUGGAGGGCAGGCUUCUGGGAGUUCAUGAUUCUGCGCAGCAACAGAGCUUGCGCCGCCGCGAGACAGAAGGCGGGCACCGACGGGGACGCUCUCGGGGCGUCCCCUCCUGCGGAAAGCGCCACCGACAGCAGCGACGGCGGGGCCGCGGCUGCGUCUUCGAGUCCCCAAUUCAGCCUCGCGGAGCUGGCGCGCCAGGGUAUGGACUCCGAGUGGGCCAAGGCAAUCGAUGCGGACGUCGCUCGUACCUUUGGCGAGCGGCCGAUGUCUUUCCGGAGAGAGUUUGGGAGCAUGACACGGCAGGACUCUCGUCGACGCCACUGGUGGCCGGAGAGCUUGGGCGGGGCUCCCCUUGGCGCUAGGACACCGCGGGCGCUCCAAACGCAGUCCGCAGAGGGAACCAGCGGCGGCGGUGGCGGCGGCGGCGCAACCACCCAGAAGGAGUGGGAGGUGGUCGAUGGCCCCCCCUCCUCCAUCUCGACCUCCAACACCAUCACAACUGGCGGUGAGGGGCGAUCGCUAGAAGAAGGAGCGCCUCGCGUAGGCGGCGGGGCUGUAUCGUCUGCGGGGAUGCUGCACCAGGCGGCGGAGGCCAACGGGCUGAUGGGAGGGAACCGUUUCCCGCACUCGGAACUGGAUGAGGAGCAGAGGCAAGUGGGUGGAGGGCCCGAGGACGUGAUGCCUUCGGCGGGGUGGGGGAAGGAGGGACCGGCGGGAGGGGGCUACGAAGAGGGCAUGUUCCCGACGGUGACCACUAUUCUGGCGAGCAACACCACGAGCGUCAUCGGCAGGUCGACGUCUUCCAUCUCCAACCCGACGAGGGGCUUCUCCACCUUGUCGCCGCUCAGCUCCGCGGCGUCGAACUUAUCCUACAAGGGUGACCGCGGCGAGAGGUCGCCGCUCCCCAGCCCCGCCAUGAUCCGGCAGUUGGAGCUCGUGAAGGGGCAGCUGACGGACGCGCUGAGGGCGCUCGCGGUGUCGUUCGGGGAGGUUGGGUACUGCCAAGGCCUCGACUACGUGGUGGCCCACCUGAUCAAGUGCCUCGGGACCGACUGCCACCGUGGAUUCGCGUCGGACCCGGAUCGGGUGUUCAGGGUGAUCUUGGGCCUCUUCCGGGACUACGGCCUGGAGCACAUCUACAGCGAGGACCUUGAGACUCUUCAGCUGAUGCUUGGGGUGCUGGACCACCUGAUCGAGACCAGGUUGCCUCGGCUCCACAAGCACUUCCGAGAGCAGGACGUGGAUGUGACGUUCUUUGCCGUGGGGUGGUUCCAGACGUUGUUUCUGUACAACUCGCGGAUGCCCUCCGACACGCUGCUGUGGCUGUGGGACAACUGGGUCACGGAACGAUCGUACAAGGUGUUCUUCCGGGCCGCGCUGGCUAUCCUCAAGCUGUCGGAGCUAACCCUCCUGCAGCUCGACCUGGAGUCCAUCAUGACCUACCUCAGCCAGUUCCCGCACGAGAGCGUGUGGGUGCUGGAGAAGGAGAACCUCGUGCCGACGGCCCUUUCCAUCAAGAUCACCGAUGCGAUGCUGAGGAAGGUGCAGCGCAAGCUGGAUCUCGACAAGGAGAGGGGCGCCAGCGGCGUGGGGUGGACGCGAGCGCGGCCGGAGGAAAUCGCCGACUCUGCCGACGACCCCGUUGGCUCGGACGACGGCGACGGCGGUGGUGAUCGCUCUCUCGCGAGGGAGCGAGCGCGGCACCGGCGCCACGAGGGCAUCCACGGCAGCGGCGCCCCUCCCGUCCAGGCCGCCCUCCGCGCCACCGGCGAUAUUUGUGCCCGUGGUGGUAGGAGCAGGAGCGCCGCGGCCGCGGCCGCCGCCGCCGCCGCUGCUGCUAGCAGCAGCCGCGGUGCGGUUGCCCUUGAAGCGAUUUGCGGGCACUCGUUUAGCCACGCCGACGGCAGGGACGAAAGCAGCAGCAGCGGCGGUAGCGCCGGGGGCUCCGCGGCGGCGGCGGGUCUCGGGCCCGGCGUGGGGGUCGACAUGACGGAGCUGAAGGCCGUCGGCGGCGGCAGCGGCGGCUCCGGAAAGGUUGAGGGGGGUCCCGCGGAGAGGCGCCACAAGGGCUGGGCCCCGACCGCCAGCCCCUGCAUCUUCGGCUACCACAGCACGGACGCGGGCACGAUCUCGCCCACAGGCGGCGCUCGCCGUCGCCGUGACCUGUCCGUCAGCGACACCCUCGACGGUGACGAGGAGCCACCCGCCGGUCCUUCGAAGGUCCCGCCCUUGCGCGGCUGGGAGUCUUCGUCCUCCUCGCCGUCCCCGCCGCCGCUGCCAAGCCGACCGCUGGAGCCAACCGCCGACGGCCGCCACGGCGGGCUCGAACGGCCGUCGCACGUGUGGCCGAGGCCUGUCGAUGCUGCCAAGGCCGGCCGGAAACCGGACCUUGACGAUGACUCGGACGGCGAGUCUAUGCCGCAAAUGGUCCCGCUCCACCGGUUGCCGAGCAUCGGCACCGGCAGUGGCGACGGGCCGGCUGCGGCGGGGGCGCGGUCGCGCCAGAGCCUCUGUGCAGCCGCGAAGAAGCGCGGGGAGUCCGCGGCGACGGCGGCGGCGCACAAGCCCAAGAAGAAGCUGGGGGGCAAGGCGGAGUACGCCAUGCUGCCCUUGGCCAGUGCCGAGUAG
Molecule: messenger RNA, 6600 nt
Organism: Ectocarpus siliculosus
Lineage: Eukaryota; Phaeophyceae; Ectocarpales; Ectocarpaceae
Source: the annotation of a GenBank genome assembly